Molecule: messenger RNA, 1269 nt
Organism: Nerophis ophidion (straightnose pipefish)
Lineage: Eukaryota; Metazoa; Chordata; Actinopteri; Syngnathiformes; Syngnathidae
Product: G-protein coupled receptor 20
Exons: 4
Coding region: 62-1192 (376 amino acids)
Biological process (GO): phospholipase C-activating G protein-coupled receptor signaling pathway; positive regulation of Rho protein signal transduction
Cellular component (GO): membrane
Molecular function (GO): G protein-coupled receptor activity
Source: RefSeq, a predicted model, not a curated record
CCAAGGUAGUAAUAAAGGUAAUAAAGGUAGUAAUAAAGUGUUCCUCCUCAGCUCCCUCCCAAUGGAGCUUCUCCUUGACACUGCCACCACCUCUACGUCUGAGACCCCCGUGACAUCUGACACUGCUAACUGCAGCGGGUGGGGGGCGCCCUACCUGCACAAGUUAGCCCACCUGGACAUGCAGCUGUAUUACGACUUCUACGCUGUGUGGGUCUCCCUCAUGGUGUGCAACGGCGUGAUGCUGGUGCUGGGGGUGGUCCUCAACGGCCUGGCUCUGUACGUCUUUUGCGGGCCGCACCACACGCAGUCGGCUUCGGCGGUGUACACGGUGAAUUUAGCUGUGGCCGACCUGCUGGUGGCGCUGUCGCUGCCCGCCCGCAUAGCCCUGUACCACAGCGGCGGGCGCUGCGAGGCCUGUGCUUACGUGCACGCCUUCAGCUACUUCGUCAACAUGUACUGCAGCAUCCUCUUCCUCACCAGCAUCUGCAUCGAUCGCUACCUGGCGGUGGUGCACGCGUCGUGCACGCUACUUCCCUGGAGGAGCACAGGCGCGGCCAGGUGUGUCAGUGUAGUCGUGUGGACGCUAGCAGUGGUGGUCACCUACUCCUUCCAGACAACGGCGCUUGAGCUGAGCACUUCCUGCGUGGUCCUUCCUGCUCUCUUGUACAUCACCAUCCUGGAGUUCCUGCUGCCCCUGCUGGCCGUGGUCGGCUUCACCCUGCGCGUGGCCUGCUUCCUCUCCACCGGCGGGGGUCUGACGGCGCACCAGCACAGCAGGGCGAGAAAGGCGCGCGCCAUCAAGCUGCUGACCGCCGUCCUCCUCGUCUUCACAGUCUGCUUCACGCCCUUCCAUGUCCGCCAGGUGUUGGUGUACUCCGGCGUCCGCGUGGGAGCCGAGGGUCACCCGGCGACGGGGCACGUGCUGGCUUACCACAUUACUGUGACGCUGAGCAGCCUGAACAGCUGCCUGGAUCCGGUGGUGUACUGCCUGGUGACGGACAGCUUCAAGAGGGUGUGGAGAGCACGCAGGAGACAACGGGAGGCGGGGUUUAGCAAGAGCGCGGGCGCGGCCGUGGCGAUUGCUCACAGAGUGGCUGCGCUCACGCUGACCAGCGCGCCCACAACCCCCGAUACUGCCGUCGUCGAUCACAAACAUGCACACGAGUGUGCGUCUGUUGGAACGGUCCAAUAACACGGACGUGAGGUCAAAGGUCACCUGCUGCGUUUGAUGGCCUUCUUUCACACUAAAGUUAUCUGAGUACUGAGGAA